UAAUAAUUAAACACAUUGAUUUAUUCUGAAAAGGGAGGAUGCAUUUUGUUCGAGCAAUUACAGCAGCCAAUCAACGUUUGGAGCGGUUGCUUGGCGUUGAGUACGCGGGAAGUUGCUGCGUGAUGGCGGCUGGGAAAGAGGAGGCUUCGGACAUGACGGUUAAAGCGGCCGAAAGUCGAGUAGUUGAUUUAUCAGGGAUGGGAUUGCAGCAUUUGGAUACAAUUUCUCUGUGUGUGACAAAUGCUUUUACUUUGAUUCUGGACAAGAACCAACUGACUAAAUUGGAAAGUGUGGAGAAAUGCAGUGAUUUAGUACAAUUAUCUGUAGCCAACAAUCGCCUAGUCCGGAUGAUAGGUGUAGCAAAGCUUAUCAGUUUGCAAGUUUUAAACUUGCCUAACAACAGCAUUGGAAAUGUGGAAGGCCUGAAGGACUUGGUUCAUUUAGAAUGGCUCAAUUUAGCUGGAAACAACAUCAAGACCAUGGAACCAGUUAACAGCUGCUUGGCACUUCGACAUUUAGAUUUGUCAGACAACAACAUUUCCCUGAUAGGUGACCUAUCAAAACUACUGUCUCUGCAGAUACUGUUGUUGCAUGGAAAUACUAUCACCACACUUCGGUCUGCUUCCAGUCACCUGCCACCAGGUUUAAACAUCCUCUCUCUAGCAGAGAAUGAGAUUAGAGAUCUAAAUGAGGUUUCUUACCUGGGGUUCCUUCGUGAGUUGGAGCAGCUAUCGAUUAUGAGCAAUCCAUGUGUGAUGGCCACACCCUCCCUUCCUGGAUUUGACUACAGACCAUAUAUUGUCAGUUGGUGUCUAACCCUGCGGAUUCUUGAUGGUUAUGUAAUCCCACAGAAAGAGAGCCUCAAAGCAGAGUGGCUUUACAGUCAAGGGAAAGGCCGAUCAUUUCGACCUGGUCAACACGUGCAGCUGGUCCAAUAUUUGGCCUCAGUUUGUCCUCUCACUUCAACUCCAGCACUACAGUCUGCAGAGGAUGCUAAACUAGAAAAAAUUCUCAAUAAACAGAGACUUCACCAAAUGGAGCUGAUGGAGAAGUUCCAGAACAGCAGCCAUAUUCCACAGUCAAGUCCAACCCAGGAGCUGUCAUUUCAGAGUGAACGUAACAGCCUAACACAAAAUUCCAGUACUCAUAAUGUGAAAGAACCUGUCAUUCGAAUUAACUCAUGGGUUGGAGCGAGUGACCAUGGAGACCAGUGCCAUGCAGUCAAGGAGUUCUCACCGGUUCUUGGACAGACUGCAGGGUAUUGUUGUAGUGAGCUCUUCUUGGAGGAUGUUCAGACUGAUGAAGACAAACUGAAUUGCAGUCUUCUCUCUUCAGAGUCUAUGUUUAUGCCUGUAACCGCUGCAGUGUCCCCUCUUACACCUUCCCAUGACCUGAGCCUUCCUCGAGAUACUCCGGCUCCAGAAGGAGAUGUCACAUCACCAUUUCAUUUGGAAAAGGGGGCUAAACAUAAGGAUAGCCAUGACCGAAAACAUCAGAGUGCUACAAGAGGAACAGAAGAGUAUGGAGCAUGGGGGGGAGAAGCUAGCAAGAAAAGUAAAGUGAGUGGCAACAAAUUGUUCCAUGUAUCCAGUCCAGUGCAAUCUUGUGUCAACUUCACUUCAAGUAUAAGUAAAUGCCCAGAGUCAGCUGCAUUAAGAAAGGAGCACAAUUUGCUAGAUAACAAAUUGCCUAAGUGGGCACCAAUGGAAACAAGCCAGAAGAUGGUGGGAGAAGACUCAAAGCCAGAUAAAUCUGGUACAUCUGUAACACUUAAUCCUGAUCCAGAACUCCUGAAUGAAAUGAAUAAAGCAGCCAUAAAGAUUCAAGCACACUGGCGAGGAUUCUACACCAGGAACUCGAAUCAAAAGGCAAAGGAAAUACGUUGUGAAAUCCGGCUACGUAGAAUGCAGGAACAUGUAGAAUACUUGACUGAAGAAGUAAUCAGAUGGAGGAAGGAAUGCAAAGAAGAACGCAUUCAAAGGAUGGUGCAGGAAGAAGCUGUGAAGUUUUUAUGGAACCAGGUUCAGAGCCUCCAGGAAUGGCAGAUGUGCAUGACCCAGAAGGAAAAUGUAGCAUUGCACUCUGACACAAAAGAACCCAUACUUCCACAGCAUAUGUUUAUUCAUUCAUCUGAAUGUGAACCACAGUCCUUUCUCUUGAAUAGCCAUCUGAGCCCCACCUCCAGACAAGAUACUCACUUGGAAUGUUCAUUGCUAGAAUUUCCUGAUUCUGGCUUUCAGUCUUCAGAUGUCACCCACAAUUGUCUCAAAGAUUCCCUGAAUUCUCAUCAGAGUUCUUCAGGGAGCAUGAGCACAGUUGUAGAAGUCUCCCGUGAAAUUGUAAGAAAAGACAAUGAGUGUCUAACUAAGGAACCUGGGGAGCCAGAAGCCCUGGAUUCCAGCCACACACAAUGCAGUAAAGAAAACUCCAACAGUGAACAAGACAGCAGCCUUAUACAACAGUACCUCAAUUCAGUAAGGCAGCUAGAUGCUGCAGAGGAUGAGCCAAGUUUUAGCGGGAGGACGGAAUGCAAUAGUAGCAGUGAUGUUUCCCUCUGUGGUGCUUCAGUGGAAAUGUCUAAUAGCAAUACCAGGAUUCCAGAAGCCCUCCGUCAAGCAGAAAAAUGUGUCAUUGAAACUGACAUUGUAGAGUCUAUCGGCAUGCAAGGAAAAAGCCAUGAACCAGUCCCUGAGGCAUUAUGAGUAGAAGUAGAUAAAUAGUUAACUGUAAUCAGUGAAGAACAGUGCUAAUAAGCUCAUAAUUUUUGUCAAUAUGCAUACUUAUAUGAAAUAAAGGCCUAAAUGUGUUUCAUUGGCGCAAAAAUACCACAUUUAAAAAUAAAAUGUUGUGAUAAUUAAACAAUAUACAUUUUUCAAAAGCUCUUUAAAGAUCAAAUUUAAAUGUAAUGCUAGCAUUUAAUUACUUUUUUAUUUCUUUAGCUUUUCAUUCUAGCUAGGAAUAAUUUGCAAUCUCCAUUGUCUGCAGUUUUAGGUUUUUUAUUGUUUUAAUUUUCCUGAAAAGUAAGGUUUUCCCCUCUUAGGGCUUUCGGAGCCAUCCAUGAUCCUUGGUUCAGAAUCUGUAACUGUGCCUCUACAGUCCUUUCUCCUCUCCUCUUAGCAUGGUGACAUGACUGAGAUUAUCAACUUCCUGUGUGAGUUAUGAUAGGUAUGAAAUUGUAUCCCACCCUGGCAAAACAUAGUAGCAAUCUCAAUUUGCCAUCUCUUCUGUUCACAGUUUUUAUUGAUGGAAACAUAUUCCUCAUGUUACAACAAUCAGUCACUUCUGUGUGUGAGGUGAUGCUCUUGUCAGACUGAUUCAGCACUACUCUACCAAGUGGGAUUUCACUUUUGAGUAGUUUUGAUAGAUGAGAACUACCAUAAUUUCACAAAUAUUCUAAUUUAUCCUAUGGCAUACAUUCUGGGUAUCUCAAGGAUUCUAAUUCUUGGACAGUUGCUCACGGUUCAAAACAGUUAACCAAUAUCUGUUUUAGUAGCCAGUAAGGAGUUUUGUUUUAAAUGUGAAACUAAAAGCAGUUAUAAAUAUGCUUGACAGUGUCAAUUUUUAGUAGUAUGGACCUAUUGGGCCUUCAAACUAAAAUUAAUGAAGUUUACUAAUUGCAAUGAGUGGUAUGAUUCUGAGAUGCAAACCAGGAAAUGCUCAGAUUUGAUCUCUAAUCUUACAAAGGCUGUAGUGGACAUUACUAUAGAAUUUAGCAUUUCUUUAUUCAGAUUACUGCUCCUGAUUAUUAUUCCAUAAUCCUUGCUUUGUGUGUCUGUGGGCAAUGGGUGAAGAUGAAACCAAGCUCAGCUGUGAUAUCUUCCACUGUCAAAUAACUUGCCAGACUAUUGUUAUCUAGCAUCACACAUGAAAAUGACCUCGAGCCAUUAGAACAUGUGCAGUAUACCUUGUAUUGAUCGCUACUGUCAGCAGUGAGAUGAGGGAAAUAAAUUUAUUGCAGAACUACUUUGUGAAAUUAUGGUAGGAAAUAAAACAAAAUGGCCUGGUUGUGCCCUGCGCUAUUAUAAAAUUAAAUACUUAAUUGUUUAAAAAAAAGUAUUAAAUACUUUUAAUAAAAAUUUAAUAAGUUUUUAAUAAAAGUAUUUAAAAAAUUAUAUCCUGUUUUGUGUAGCCAUGGGUUAGGAACAAUUCCUUUUGAGCUUCAUUAUAGAUUUUGAUGUGUACCAUGGAAUGAGCUACUAAUCUGACCUCAAUAAGUCUAUUUGUUAUUGAACUUGGAUAUAGAGAUUAAAACCGAAGAAAACAUUGCUAACAAUGGAAAGGGUUGCAUCCCUUAUUUGAGUGAUUUAUAGUUUCAUUUUCUGUAAAGAAAUAAAUACAUAUGCUUGUAAUAUUAGGACUAUUGAUAAUGCGCAUGAAACGUGUAUCCUUGACACUUACUGAAGUAAGGGAGUGUUUAUUGAAAAUUAUGGCAAAUAAUAACUAACCACUAAAAUAUGCAUGAAGAUCUUGCUCAGAUAUUUUGCAUUUUUCAGCCAAAUUGCAUUUUACAAUGGCAGUUUAAAGAAAGGAAAUAAUAUCUAAACAAUUAAGUAUAAAGUGACCAGUUACUUUGGUCUAACCUGGGUGCACAUAUUUUUAGUGGCAAUUCUUAUUCUAUCAAACAAUGCAAAAUUGAUUUUUGGUCUUUGCUUAUCUUAUGUUGGUUCAAUGAAGCAAAUCUCUUUAGAAGUGUGAAUGGGAUGAAUUUAAACUCUGAUACCUAAUAUUGCCUGUGCCAUAUGUAAGAAUUGAUAACCAUAUGGAAAGAGAGUUGUGAUGAACAGUGUUAUGUCACAGAAUUCCAAACCUUCCAUGUGAAAGUUUUAUCGUGUUAUUAUUGCUCUAACUUAUAGGGAUUUGAUACCUGGGCCAAAUUUGCUUAUUCCUGGAGCAAAUACAUGCUCCUCAGAUUUGUGCAUGCCGAAGUGAAAAUGCUCCCCAGUACCCACUGAAGACAAAGGUGUGAUCAUUGAAUUCUAAGAGUUAAUUGUCUCUUCAAAUCAUUCUUGUAAAAUUUAAAAAUAAACUCACAUUGCUUUCUGCCCUUUUUGAACUUAAACACUAAUAUCUUUAAUAUUUUAUAUGUACAAUAAAAUGUUUAAUUACUGUAGGUAAUUGAAAUACAAUCAUUUUGAAUGGUUUUCUUUAUUGAUCAAAUUACCACUGAUCCUUUUUAAGUUAUUGAUGUCAGCAGUACAGUAAUAAACCUGUUUUGUUAAUGUUUUUUAAAAUUAAUUUACUUUGCUGUUAAUUUAAUCUGGUUUGACACUGCUGUGAGCAGUUAUAUUCAUCAUCUUUGGGGCAUGAAGCUUUCCCAAUACUGUCAACUGUAAUCACAUUUGGCUUAAAUAAAAUUAAGUGACAAAGCCUAUGGGCCAGAAUCCAAAGUCUUAAAAUAGAGCUGAUAAGAUUCACAAGGAAUUUAUUAAUUUACAGAAGAAUAUUCUUAUACCCUAGUCCCAGAAUUAGAUUUAUGCCAUGGGUCUGUGUGCAUAUCUAUCAUAUAUAUAACUUUAUUAGCUGUGCAAUACAAUCAUCACCCCGUGAAUUCUUGAAAGUCUUUUGUUAUGUAGUAGAGAGAAAAUGGAGAAAAAAAUGGCAAAUGCUGCAAACUGAAAUUAAAAUACAAGUUACAGCAGAUGAAAAGCAAAAAUGAGUUACUGUUUUAGGUAGACAUGCAUUUGUGAUGAUAGGUGUCUACUCAAAACAUUAGCUUUCAUCAGAUUUAGCACUGUCCAUAUUGGCAGAUUGUUUUUCCCUUGAUUAUUAUGAAAUUCAACUUGAUAUUGCAGUGAGUGGGUCCUGUGCAGACUUAACUUCUCUUUUGUUUUGAUGAAUUUAGUGAUUUAUUUAGGUCUGACCUCAACAUUUAGACCAAAGCCAAAAUUAUCUCUUGGUUGAAAGUUAAUUAGAUUGAAGGACCUAGCGGAACAUUGUCCUUGUUGCCUAAUGCCACUCUGCCAGUGAAGACUGAAAAACUAUUCUGUAUCUGAAUUGGAGGCCAUGGCACCUUGAGCAAUUUCAAUGCAGUUUCCAACAAUUGACCCAAAACGACUUUAACAAUUGUCAGAAAAUAAGAUGUUUAAAGUUUUUGGUUUUAUGUAACAUUUUAACUUUGAAAUUCACAAUUUGUUUCCAUAUUGAUAUGCUGAUGAGGAAAGUGCCUGGUAUUGCAUUGUAUUUAUCUUUACAAUUAGACUUUCAUAUAAUUAUGUGCAUUCUUAAUGAAUUACAAUUCCAAUAAUUUUCUAGUUUGGCAAGGUUUUUUCAAAAUGCUUUUACUCCAAGAAGUUAAAGGCAGUCACCAGCUUGUGUCAAUGGGGAAUAUCUAGCAAUUGUGGCUACAGAUGAAGCUUCAGGAGAAGUAUUAAAAAUGAUGGGGCUGAUUUACCUGACCUUUGGCCCCAAGGAACACCAAAGCCCUGGCAUAAAUGCUUGAAAAAUGAGAGACUCAUUUUGCUGGCUCUCUUCCCCUUUGUUGUUCCAAGGAAUUCACACAUGAGCAGAACAAUGUCUGCACCUUCAAUAGGUACAAGCAAGCAGAGCUUAGGUAAUUUUUCCCAGCCCUUUCAAAUCAUUACCCUAUGACCAAUGCAUUCACUUCAAUGAGAUACUUAGAAGCUGAAGGUCGGUCUUGUGCCUGGAUCCCCCUCAAACCAUAGGGAUCAAAUGUUAGUUGGAGUGCCACCAGGCUGUCAGUUGACUCUUAAGUCUGCAAUAUUACUCCUGUUUCUAUCGCUGGGGAUAUGCCUAUGCAAGACUGGGCUAAGAUAAUGACCUAGCCCACCAAAUUUAGGUGUGGCUCAGCUUGGACAGGGACAGCACAUUUUCAUCCAAAAGCCUGUCCCAAUUCAGGACAGGCCAGGAAAAUUGACUUCACUAUUUAUUUCUUGUGCAAGUGUAACCUAUUAUUUCUGUAUUUGAAGGGCAAGAGUGUGGUCUAGUUUACUGUUUACAUUAUAUUUAUUUGAAUACUUGCUUUUUUGUACAUUUUUGUAUAAUACUUUAAUACUUAUUAAAAUGAGUUUUCAGGCA
Carcharodon carcharias (great white shark) is the source of this 7035-nucleotide messenger RNA. RefSeq names its product centrosomal protein 97 (gene cep97). The transcript has 11 exons. NCBI's taxonomy places the organism in Eukaryota, Metazoa, Chordata, Chondrichthyes, Lamniformes, Lamnidae. The coding region runs from base 39 to 2702 and encodes 887 amino acids. Gene Ontology annotation, molecular function: protein binding. The record is from RefSeq and is a predicted model, not a curated record.